UUUAUCACCAAAUAAAGUUAUAUUAAGCCCUGGAGAUAUAAAUGGAAUAAUAUCAAGCGAAUUUUUUUUUAAAGUUGUUAACAUAAUAGAAAAUAUUAAUUUAUCUUAUUAAUUAAUAAAUAUAAUGGGAGAUAAUAAUUUUUGUGUAUUGUGCAAUGUAAGCCUUCCAGACAAAUCAGCUAGAGAGUCGCAUUUCAUUGGAAGAAAACAUCAAUUAGCAGUUCACAAUGAACACAUUUUAAACAAAAAGGAAAAAUGUGGCGUUUUUGUGACUGGUUUGCCCAAUUUGGUUGCUAAAGAACAAAUUGUGAAGUUUUUCAGUGAUUUUGGACCAACAAAAGAUGUUUUUAUCGGCGAAGGAAAUCGAUUUGCUUUGGUGGAAUUCUCUGAUGAGGCAACCGCUCAAAGUUUACUCAAAAAACAAAAAGUUUUUUUUAUGGGUAAAACAUUGUAUAUAAAACCAAGAAAAAGAAAAGAACAAGCAAAUGAACCAAAUAUAGAACAACCCCAUUUAGAUCAUGAUUUAAUAAACACUUCAUUAAAAAAUCUGCAAUUCGAAGAGCAAAUAAAUAAAUUAAUGGAACAUUUACAACCGAAUCAAAAACAACAAAUCGAAUCGUACAAAAUACUUUGCGAGGACCUUCAAUUGACGUUACAACAAAUUUUUAAAGAGGGUUGCCGCAUUUUUCCGUUUGGAUCGACAGUAACUGGUUUAAAUUUUAAAUACAGCGAUGUGGAUGUUUUCGUUGAAGUUGCGAAUAUGUUAGAUUCCGAUCCGACAACGCAAACGUUUAUUAAAAAGGCACGAAAUGCGUUACCUAAAUCGAAAAGUUUCGCUCAAGUCUUAGCGAUACCGAAAGCGAAAACGCCGAUUGUAAAAUGCGUUCACGUUCCGACUCAAUUAAGUUGUGAUUUUAAUUUCAAGAAUAUGUUGGGUGUUUGUAAUACUUAUUUGAUUAAAUAUUAUAUGUCGUUAGCUCCACAAUUGCGCACGGUUACGAUGAUUAUAAAAUAUUGGGCGAGUUCGCACGAAUUGCAUGGGAAUAGUAGUAAAUUUAGUAAUUACGCGUUAACGAUUAUGUUUAUUUUUUAUUUACAACAAGAACCGUUUCGUUGCGAAUCUGUUAUUGAGAUGCAAAAAUCGCCGGGGAUUGAAAAUAUUCAACAUGGUUGGAACGGAGGUUUUUUACCUGCGAAUUUAACGAAUGAAAAUCUUUCGAAUAAAUCAAUAUUUGAACUUUUGGAAGGAUUUUUUAAAUAUUAUAGUCAAUUCGAUUAUAGUUUAUACGUUGUUUGUCCGUAUUUAGGUAAAAUUGUGCCGAAAACCGAUUUUCUUCGACCUGAUAUUUUAUCGGAUGAUUUUUUAACUUAUAAAAUAAAUUUGGUGAAUAUGUUCCCUCUUUUAGUUGACACGCCGAUUUGCGUUCAAGAUCCAUUCGAACACAAUCAUAAUUUAACUAAAGCUGUGAGUUCUCGUGUUGCGGAUGAUUUCAAACUUUUUUGUAAACACGCGUUAAAUACACUCCAAGAAAAAAAUAAAAAAGAAAACGACAAAGAAGGACCGCUAUAUAAAUUUUUCACAUCGGAACCUCUCGACGAAAGAUUUACAUUAACUGAGAAUGUAUGUAAAUUUAAAUUAAUAAUGGGGCAAUCUUUAAAGUAUUUAGAGAAAAAGAUUCCAGAAAAUUGCGAAAAUCGUCCGAACGAAAUCAAAUUUGUUUGGUACUCCAUGGUAAACGAAUUUAUAAUAAACGUUUUAGCAAAAGCAUUAAAAUGUGACAUUAGUGUAACCACCGAUAAACAAAUUCAACGAGAAGAAGGUGUUUUAGAUUCGGUUAGUUUACGAUGCAAAGCAAUGCAAAAUUUAUGGGAAUCAAGAAGGGCAAUUCGACGCGAUAUCGAAUUAAAUAAUAACGCCACGAAUUUAGAAAAGGAAAUUCAAGUAACCAACUAUAUUUGUGAGGUACUUUGUAAAAACAUCACAUUAUUACAACCGAUCGUUGAUUUUACAAUAACAAUAAACGCUCGGGAUAAUCCGAUCGAAAUGGACAUAAUAAUAACAAAGCAUAAUUCUAUGAAAGGGUGCUUUCGGAGCAUUUGUACAUUUCUUGCCAUCCGACUACCUCAUUGGCUUAAUGCACACGAACGUGAAAUGAAUGAAAAUGUUAAUAAAACCGCCAGUUAAUUUCAAGUAACAAAUAAUUAAUUUUUAAAUAGAGUUUGUUUGUAAUAUUUUAGUUAUAAAUAAAAAAUGUAUUUUUCACAAAACAUAGUGAAAUAGUUAAAUAAAUUCCCGUGUCCUUAUAUAAAUUAA
This is a messenger RNA of Onthophagus taurus, 2314 nucleotides long. Its product is annotated as tRNA 2'-phosphotransferase 1. The record is from RefSeq and is a predicted model, not a curated record. NCBI's taxonomy places the organism in Eukaryota, Metazoa, Arthropoda, Insecta, Coleoptera, Scarabaeidae. Gene Ontology annotation, biological process: tRNA splicing, via endonucleolytic cleavage and ligation; RNA 3'-end processing. Gene Ontology annotation, molecular function: RNA binding; nucleotidyltransferase activity; tRNA 2'-phosphotransferase activity.